AUGGGGAACUGUGUUGGUUCAUCAGCUAGAGUUGAUGCCACGCUGAGCUCUGUUUCAGAGGCCAGCAAAGUUCCUAGCAAGACGAGCAAGUCAACGCUUUCAAGUCUUACGCUGCCAUCUUACAGCACAAAGAGCAGUAGUGUUGAUAGUUUUCCUACUCCAAGAUCUGACUAUGAAGUAUUGUCCUCCCCUCAUGCUAAAUCCUUUUCCUUUAGUGAGUUAAAGAAUGCAACAAGAAACUUCCGACCUGACAGUCUGCUUGGGGAAGGUGGAUUUGGCUAUGUUUUUAAAGGAUGGAUUGAUGAGAUAACUCUUACUCCUGCAAAACCUGGCUCUGGAAUGGUCAUUGCUGUUAAGAAGCUGAAGCCUGAGGGUUUCCAAGGUCACAAGGAAUGGUUGAAUCUUGUAGACUGGGCGAAACCAUAUUUAGGCGACAAAAGGAAGCUAUUUAGGAUAAUGGACACAAAGUUGGAAGGGCAAUACCCUCAGAAAGGAGCAUUUACUGCUGCUAACCUAGCUUCGCAAUGCAUAAACACUGAUCCUAAACUCAGGCCAAGAAUGUCAGAUGUCCUGGCUGCAUUAGAAGAUCUUCCAAGCCCAAAAAGUUUGAAACAUUCCCCUGUUCAGAAUCAACCCUUUCCAGAUAAUGCUCGUAGUAAUUUGUUGAAACAAAAUCAUUCACCCCUGAGUAUGACACCCUCUGCAUCCCCAUUGCCUACCAAACUGAGGUCUCCGAGAGUAAGAUGA
This is a messenger RNA of Oldenlandia corymbosa var. corymbosa, 747 nucleotides long. NCBI's taxonomy places the organism in Eukaryota, Viridiplantae, Streptophyta, Magnoliopsida, Gentianales, Rubiaceae. The record is from the annotation of a GenBank genome assembly.